AUGGCGCCGCCCGGGCUCAUUCAUUCCGCGCCGGGCCUGCCAGACACCUGCGCGCCGCCGCCCGCCGCCCGCGCCAGCAUGUCGGCCCCCGCCGCCGAGACGCCGUCGGCCAUCCAGAUCUGCCGGAUCAUGCGGCCCGACGAUGCCAACGUGGCCGGCAACGUCCAUGGGGGCACCAUCCUGAAGAUGAUCGAGGAGGCGGGUGCCAUCAUCAGCACCCGGCACUGUAACAGUCAGAACGGGGAGCGCUGCGUGGCCGCCCUGGCCCGGGUGGAGCGCACCGACUUCCUGUCGCCCAUGUGCAUCGGCGAGGUGGCGCACGUCAGUGCCGAGAUCACCUACACCUCCAAGCACUCCGUGGAGGUCCAGGUCAACGUGAUGUCGGAGAACAUCCUCACAGGUACCAAAAAGCUGACCAACAAGGCCACCCUGUGGUACGUGCCUCUCUCGCUGAAGAAUGUGGACAAGGUCCUGGAGGUGCCGCCGGUGGUGUACUCCCGGCAGGAGCAGGAGGAGGAGGGCCGCAAGCGCUACGAGGCCCAGAAGCUGGAGCGCAUGGAGACCAAGUGGCGGAACGGGGACAUCGUCCAGCCCGUCCUGAACCCAGAGCCCAACACGGUCAGCUACAGCCAGUCCAGCCUGAUCCACUUGGUGGGGCCUUCCGACUGCACCCUGCACGGCUUCGUGCACGGAGGGGUCACCAUGAAGCUCAUGGAUGAGGUGGCCGGGAUUGUGGCCGCUCGCCACUGCAAGACCAACAUCGUCACUGCCUCCGUGGACGCCAUCAACUUUCACGACAAGAUCAGGAAAGGCUGCGUCAUCACCAUCUCCGGGCGCAUGACCUUCACCAGCAAUAAGUCCAUGGAGAUCGAGGUCCUGGUAGAUGCCGACCCCGUGGUGGACAACUCGCAGAAGCGCUACCGGGCCGCCAGCGCCUUCUUCACCUACGUGUCCCUGAGCCAGGAGGGCCGGUCGCUGCCUGUGCCCCAGCUCGUGCCCGAGACCGAGGACGAGAAGAAGCGUUUUGAGGAGGGCAAAGGGCGGUACCUACAGAUGAAGGCGAAACGCCAGGGCCACGCCGAGCCGCAGCCCUGAGGCCCUCCCGCGCGGGGCCUGGCCAGCGCCCGCAGGGGCCCCAGCUCGUCUCCCAGAUGGCCCCCCUCGGCCAAAACCCCCUUCACGUUGAGAGCUGGUGUCGUGCGAAGUACUUGUCUCACGGUGUUAACCUUCACUCCUGGAAACCUACACACCAAAGCUUUAUUUAUAUCCGUCCAGUGUCUGCUCCACAGCGUUGUCCCCGCCGCCGCCAGAGCCUGCCCCGGAGCCCCGGGACACUCGAGCGGGCUGCACACUGGGGGGCAUCCAGCACCACUAAUAAAGCUGCUGUUUGGCUGGA
This is a messenger RNA of Talpa occidentalis (Iberian mole), 1396 nucleotides long. RefSeq names its product acyl-CoA thioesterase 7 (gene ACOT7). Gene Ontology annotation, molecular function: long-chain fatty acyl-CoA binding. NCBI's taxonomy places the organism in Eukaryota, Metazoa, Chordata, Mammalia, Eulipotyphla, Talpidae. Gene Ontology annotation, biological process: palmitic acid biosynthetic process; acyl-CoA metabolic process. Gene Ontology annotation, cellular component: cytosol; extracellular exosome; nucleoplasm. The record is from RefSeq and is a predicted model, not a curated record.